AUGCUAAGUCAACAACAGCAACAUCCACCCAAUAGAAACAAACCACACGUACAACGCGCUUGUAUUAAUUGUAGAAGGGCGCAUUUAGCUUGUGAUACUGAAAGGCCUUGUCGACGAUGCGUUUCACUUGGCAAACAAGAUGGAUGUUAUGAUAUUGAUCAUAAGAAACGUGGGCGCCCUAAAUUGAAACCCAACAACAGCAGCAGAGCUACAACAUCUUAUACCACCGCGAGUGAAUUUAUGCGUCAUUCAUCAUUUACCAUGACAACGCUUCCACCCACAGCAGCACAAACGACUUUACAAGGAACAUCGUCCCCUGUGGUCACGGCAUUUUUGUCCAUGGAGAUAUGUUGUGCGCGUGUAUCCGAUGAAGUCCAAACAUUAUUAGGUUAUUAUCCCCAAGAACUUGCCCAUCGUCCACUUUAUUCUUUCAUUGCUCCUACAAGUAGCGAGGUGCUUGCACGUUUGCAUCGUGUCUUGCUUGAUAAUGUAACGCAUGUGGCUUCCAGCGUGGAUGCCACUUGGCAACGGACACCACCCACGGAACGCACCACAUCAGAAAAGUUCUUUAGCACACAUCCAGAUACCCUUACCGCUAUAGCCAAUGGUUCUCAAACCGUAGCCGAUAUUCUAUGGAUGAAACGUAAUGAUGGUGGUCUUGAAGCGUUACAAGCUCAAUUUUAUUUAGGAGGAGGCCUGGGUGCUGAUUUAUACCAGCCAACGACUUUGGGUAGCUUGUAUAUCAUUUGUUUGCUAUCACGACCUACACGAGCUACAGCGGCAGCAGCAUCUGUGUAUGUUUCCAAUGCUAGUACUACUACCACUACUACUACUACCACCCAUAUCACUACAGCAUCAUCCACUGAUACCCCACCAUCACCUGUUCUUUUGACCAAUCCAACUACCUUUGCGCAACAAACACUUUUAUCAUCUUCAUCGAAUCAAUCCAAUAACAGCACAAGCUUUAUGAGAGUGGAUGCAUUGCUCUCUUGA
Messenger RNA from Lichtheimia ornata, 993 nucleotides. RefSeq lists its product as uncharacterized. The record is from RefSeq and is a predicted model, not a curated record. The transcript is spliced from 5 exons. Bases 1 to 993 code for a protein of 330 amino acids. Gene Ontology annotation, biological process: regulation of DNA-templated transcription. NCBI's taxonomy places the organism in Eukaryota, Fungi, Mucoromycota, Mucoromycetes, Mucorales, Lichtheimiaceae. Gene Ontology annotation, molecular function: DNA-binding transcription factor activity, RNA polymerase II-specific; zinc ion binding.